GGGGGUGGAGAGGACGUGCUCCCCAGGACCUUGGACGCGUGGCCAGAGCGGGCGGGGGAGGGGACCGCAGUCCGUCAGCUCGGGAGGGAGGCCGGGAAUGCCGCGCCCGACCCCAGUAACGGUCGGGGUUGAGAGAAGCCCUGUAAUCAUCCUUCAACUCAUACCCUUGUUUUAACAGAAAACCCAGGCCCAAGAAAUUGAGUCCUUCCCCUAAAGUUACAAAGCUGAAUUCGACCCAGACAGACCCCAGGACUCCCCUCUCUGUGCACCACCCGGAAGCUUCUCCACUGUCCUUGACUUCCCAUUCUGUCCUCCUGGCUUCCCAGUAAGAUAUGGUUGGAGGAGUGUUACGGCUUGCCUAUGAUGUAUGAGGCCCUAGUUUCCAUUCCUAUCGCCAAGAAAGAGAAGAGACUGGUCCAGAGGACUCGAGGCCCAGUUCUGUAUGUCCAUGGACCUGUCCCCUAGUGCCCAGGGAUGGAAUGGUUAUGAGAAGGUGCAAGAGGAAGCUUCAUUUUAGGUGACCCUGCCUGCCCUCCGGCACUGAGGAGCAAAUCCAGGUGCCUAUGUAUGGCUAGCCUACAGCCUCAGGACCACCUUUGACUACCAUCAACCAAAUAUGCAUGCCUGGGAUGGCCCUGGCUCCCUAUCCCGGGCCCUGCCCCUUGCUUCCUCGGUCCUGAUGCUGCUGCUGAGCUGCCUGUGGCUACUGGGGGCUGGCCCCAGCCUCAGAUUGGCUCCAGAGCUGCUAAUGGAACCCUGGCAGGUGCACCGGCUACUGACCCAUGCUCUGGGCCACACUGCAUUGCCGGGCCUGCUCCUGAGCCUGCUGCUCCUGCCCACUCUGGGCUGGUGGCAGGAGUGCCACUUGGGCACUCUGCGCUUCCUGCACAACUCUACCGUGCUUGCCCUGGCUACUGGGCUGCUGGCUGUGCUGCUGGCAGGCCUUGGGGUGUCCGGUGCAGCUGGAAGCUGUGGCUAUAUGCCUGUCCAUCUAGCCAUGCUAGCGGGACAGAGUCACUACCCUGGAUGGCCUCAGAGGACACUACCACCAUGGCUACUACCAUGGCUGCUGCUGGCCCUGACCCUGCUGCUCACCUCUGAGCCACCCUUCCUGCAGCUCCUUUGUGGCCUUCUUGCUGGCCUAGCCUAUGCUGCUGGGGCCUUCCGGUGCCUGGAGCUCUCGGAGUGGAGACUGCAGGUGUUACAGGAAGGUUUUCUUUGCAAGACUCUGGCCCAGUGCUGGCCACUGAGACUCCUUCCCACCCCAGGCAGUCUGGGUGAUCUGCCUGUCACUUAUCCUGUUGGAGUGAGGCCUGCCUCCCCUAGACCUCCUUACCUGGCUUCCUCAGACUCCUGGCCUCACAGUGAUGGCUCUGCUCAGCUCCCACCAGGCCUGGAGCCUGGACAGCUAAUGUGGAAGACCUCAGAGAGGCACUUGGACUGGGCUGGGCCCAGCUUUGCUUCAGCAACACCAAUGUGGGCAGCCCUAGAUGAGCAGAUGCUACAGGAAGGGAUCCAGGCCUCACUUCUUGAUGCAUCAGUUCAGGGUUCCCAGAGCUCUCUGUGGUUGCCAAAGCCCUCUGUGUCUUCUCUAAGGCUGCAGCAGCUACAACACAUGGGAUUCCCCACUGAUCAAGCUGCAGUGGCCUUGGCAGCUACAGGGCGUGUAGAGGGGGCAGUGUCACUGCUGGUGGAAGGGCUAGUGGACACUGAGGCCCUGGUGACUGAGGGGAGGAGUGGUCCUGCCCACUGCACGGGCACUGGGACCACAUAGUCCAAAAAAAGAGUAGGCCUGGCCUGAGUCCUUACCUUGUCUGCUGAGGGCUUGGUGGGGUCUUGACCGCAUCCCUGGGGCAGCACUAGGCCCCAACAUGUUUCCCUGGUACUUUCUAAGAAUAAAGCUGAUUUGCCUUUCAAA
This is a messenger RNA of Mastomys coucha (southern multimammate mouse), 1918 nucleotides long. It is a transcript of the gene Rhbdd3, whose product is annotated as rhomboid domain containing 3. Gene Ontology annotation, cellular component: membrane. Lineage: Eukaryota; Metazoa; Chordata; Mammalia; Rodentia; Muridae. The transcript has 8 exons. Gene Ontology annotation, molecular function: protein binding; serine-type endopeptidase activity. The record is from RefSeq and is a predicted model, not a curated record. Bases 617 to 1774 code for a protein of 385 amino acids.